GGGUCUGGGAGCGUGAUGGCGGCUGCGGCAGCGGCGGCCGGGGGAGGUGGGGAGCGGAGCAGCACCCGGGAGCGGCUGCUGGCGGCGCUGGAGGAUCUCGAACUCCUGGCCAGGGAACUAAUCGAAAUUUUGGCAAUUUCAAGAAAUCAGAAACUUCCACAACCAGGAGAAGAGAGCCAGAUCCUGGAGCUGCUGAUUCAGAGAGAUGGAGAGUUUCAAGAGCUAAUGAAGUUGGCAGUUGAUCAGGGGAAAAUCCAUCAUGAAAUGCAGCUUUUAGAAAAGGUAGUAGAAAAGAGAGAUAAUGACAUUCAGCAGCUGCAGAAGCAACUGAAAGAAGCAGAGCACAUACUGGCCACAGCUGUUUAUCAAGCAAAGGAAAAGCUGAAAUCAAUUGAAAAGGCAAGGAAAGGUGCCAUUUCGUCUGAAGAGAUAAUUAAAUAUGCCCACAGGAUCAGUGCUAGUAAUGCUGUUUGUGCCCCUCUGACGUGGGUACCAGGGGACCCACGUAGGCCGUAUCCUACAGAUCUAGAAAUGAGGAGUGGUCUCUUGGGUCAGAUGAACAACCCAUCCACUAAUGGGGUUAAUGGACACUUACCAGGGGAUGCACUUGCAGCGGGCAGAUUGCCAGAUGUGCUUGCUCCUCAGUAUCCUUGGCAGUCAAGUGAUAUGUCAAUGAACAUGCUACCUCCUAAUCAUAGUAAUGACUUCAUGUUGGAGCCCCCGGGACACAAUAAAGAGAAUGAAGAUGAUGUAGAAGUGAUGUCAACGGACUCCUCAAGCAGCAGCAGUGACUCAGACUAGGUACAGGAGGGACGGUAUCCCUAGUAGACCUUUCCUGUGGUGAAGAUGCUCGACUGAAAUGACUGGGAGCUUUCUGCUGGAUGAGAGAUGUCAAAUUUCCAGCGUUGAUGUAAAUGUGUGAAUGUGUAUGUUUGCAAGAGAUGCGUGCGUUUGUACAUAUAUAUUUACUAUACAUAUUAGAUGACAACGUUCCUGGGACAAAAGGUGUAAGGGGAAUCCCCUUGUAUGUUUGCUAGUAACUCGACUCUUUUGAAGACAGCCUUUUCUACGGCACAGAAAUAAGGCAUAACAUUUGUAAUUUUAAUACCUUUUUUGUUACUGCUGAAAUGCAUGUUGUUGAUCACCUACUGUGUUCUGAGAACAAAAGUUUGUAAUUAUUGUAAUAUAUAAUAAACUCACCUUUGAUGUAA
This is a messenger RNA of Gallus gallus (chicken), 1211 nucleotides long. RefSeq names its product mediator complex subunit 4 (gene MED4). Gene Ontology annotation, molecular function: transcription coregulator activity. Gene Ontology annotation, biological process: regulation of transcription by RNA polymerase II. NCBI's taxonomy places the organism in Eukaryota, Metazoa, Chordata, Aves, Galliformes, Phasianidae. Gene Ontology annotation, cellular component: mediator complex; core mediator complex. The record is from RefSeq and is a predicted model, not a curated record. The transcript is spliced from 8 exons. The coding region runs from base 16 to 801 and encodes 261 amino acids.